Caenorhabditis bovis is the source of this 978-nucleotide messenger RNA. NCBI's taxonomy places the organism in Eukaryota, Metazoa, Nematoda, Chromadorea, Rhabditida, Rhabditidae. The record is from the annotation of a GenBank genome assembly.
AUGAAGGUACAAACCGCGACCUUUGUCGCCUCUUCGGUGAGCGCAAUCACUUUAAUGGCAUGCCUCGUCGCCAUGUCUUCGAUCUAUUCCGACGUUUCCGGAUUCUGGGUUGAGCUUGAGUCCGAAGUCAAAGUUUUUCGCCUGACAACUGACGACAUGUGGCGCGAUAUUGUGACUUUGGGACAAACCAACAAGCGUAUCCGCAGACAGUAUGAAGAAACCAAGGGGACACCACCACAACCACACGGUGAUGGAAGCCCAUCUGCACCACCAGGCAACCCACCAGCCAUCCCGCCAGUUUUCAAGCAGCCGCCAACUCCAAACGGCGCCAAUGGAAACGGACCAACAUGCAACUGCAAUGCCGAUAACAAGUGCCCAGCUGGCCCACCAGGACCGAAAGGAGUUCCAGGAGUCAAGGGAGAAGACGGAAUCCCAGGACUUGAUGGAAUUCCGGGAGUCCCAGCUGAGGAUGUUUCUCCACAAAGAGAUUCGGUCGGAUGUUUCACCUGCCCACAAGGACCAGUUGGACCACCAGGAGCUUUGGGUCGCCCAGGACCACGUGGAUUGCCAGGACCAAAGGCCCAGAACGGAAAUCCAGGACGCGAUGGACAGCCAGGUCAUCCAGGAGAGCAAGGACCACCAGGACCAAUUGGAAAGAUUGGAGAGCCAGGAGCACCAGGAGAGAAGGGAAGGGAUGCCGAGCAUCCGAUCGGUCGCCCGGGACCAAAGGGACCACGCGGAGACCAGGGACCACCAGGACCUCCAGGACAGAAUGGUCUCAACGGACCACCAGGAGAGCCAGGACCAGUCGGGCCAGAGGGACCACAAGGACGCCAAGGACCACAAGGACCAGACGGUCUUCCAGGAGACCAAGGACCGGAUGGACGUCCAGGAAAGGAUGCCGAGUACUGUCAUUGUCCGGACCGCGCCCCACCAUCGGAGGGUGUUCAAGGAAACCGCGGAUACAGAAGCUUCUAA